Molecule: messenger RNA, 1087 nt
Organism: Daldinia vernicosa
Lineage: Eukaryota; Fungi; Ascomycota; Sordariomycetes; Xylariales; Hypoxylaceae
Exons: 1
Coding region: 1-765 (254 amino acids)
Source: RefSeq, a predicted model, not a curated record
AUGCCUCAUUAUACUCGCGACCAAUACGUCGCCAUCAUUAACGAUUUCUACACGUUUCUGACGAAAAUGUAUAUCGCAGACUCGGCGUUGAAGCACCCGCCUGAAGGGGGUUGGCCUAACAUCACGCCUGAGAAUUGCAGCGGGUUUGGGAAGAAUGAGUUCGUGGUGGACCUUCUAAAGCACCUUCCGUAUAUUCAAGGAGGACAAGACAACGACGUCGACAUCUAUUAUAAAUGUAACGUACUCGACUACUCUACCGUAACGCCUGAGCAGUUUAGCGGCACUUGGAUCAAGAUCGGAGAGAUAGCUGCUUCCACCGACGAGCCAAUACCGGCACAUACGGUGGUAAUCGCCGAGGGCCACGAGAGCGGCGGGGUGGACUUAUUACUUGACACGGAGAAGGGUACUAUCAUCGAGGAGAUAAUCCGGCAUCGUCGGGGUGGCGAGUGGGACGUGAUGGAGUACUUUGGCAAUCUCAAGCGGAAAUACGAGGGGUUACAGACGUUCCACAUUCCCGGAACCGAGACUAUCCAGGAGGUGCCGGAUAUCUUUAACGAGGACGAAACGGCGACUCCAGAAAAAGGCCCGGUGCGUGAGGACGGAUUCUUCUUCCCGACGGAGAGGGAUAAUCGCUGGAUCCGCCACAUCUACCGGAGCCAUGGGUGGCCGGGUCCCGAGUACCGCCGUGACGAGUGUAUGGAGGCUAUUAUUAGGUAUAAGGCGAUGAGGGAGGGAAGUUUGAUCCCCUCGGCUGGGUUACUAUGACGAUGCAUACUACAUACCUAUGUAUUUGUCUGUCUCUAAUUAGAGAUGAAAAUUAAUGUCACGUCCAUAACUAAGCUUUAAAUUAGCUGCGUCUGCCCCACAUCGAUCACAAGCUUGAGAAUGUUAUAUUAUGGGACUUGAGAAGCCAUCGUUCAGCCUCUAAACUUUGUUUACUUAGCUUGUUGCUUAUCUUUUUAAGUGAGAUAGAUGGAAUAAUAUUAAGUUCGGCCAUGAGGUAGCUAUCGAUGGUUAGGUAGGUAGUUACAAUAACUAAUACAUUUACAUGUACGGACAUCACUUCAUAGGUACCCUUUGGUUGGUG